This is a messenger RNA of Diaporthe amygdali, 222 nucleotides long. RefSeq lists its product as uncharacterized. NCBI's taxonomy places the organism in Eukaryota, Fungi, Ascomycota, Sordariomycetes, Diaporthales, Diaporthaceae. The record is from RefSeq and is a predicted model, not a curated record. The coding region runs from base 1 to 222 and encodes 73 amino acids. The transcript has 2 exons.
AUGGAUGCAGGCGCAAGAGCAGCCAGCAGGGGAAACGAUAACGAAUGGAAUGGGCAGAAGAACCGAGAUGUGAAAGCUCACUUGCUCGCUGCGACCCUCGCCCACGCUCUUGACGGCCUGAUACAGGCACAGCGCCGCCGAGUCACGCAGGUCCCAUCCUCUCCUGUGGUCGCCCGACGGCAGUUCGGCCUGAUUAGGGGCAGGGAGGGCAACUCACAAUAG